This is a messenger RNA of Myripristis murdjan (pinecone soldierfish), 1719 nucleotides long. Its product is annotated as probable G-protein coupled receptor 151. Lineage: Eukaryota; Metazoa; Chordata; Actinopteri; Holocentriformes; Holocentridae. The record is from RefSeq and is a predicted model, not a curated record. The transcript has a single exon. Gene Ontology annotation, molecular function: G protein-coupled receptor activity. Gene Ontology annotation, cellular component: plasma membrane. Bases 177 to 1313 code for a protein of 378 amino acids. Gene Ontology annotation, biological process: G protein-coupled receptor signaling pathway.
CCCAUAAGCAGCAAUUCAGCACCACGGCGCCCUGGACAGCUCCACCGCCUCUCCUCCGGGACUUCCAUCUGCGCCGAAAAGUGGAAUUAAAACAACCAAAAUAAAAAAUAAUAAUAAUAAGGUUUGUGAUAAGUUUAAUCUCAAGACGCUUCAACUUGAAAACCGCCGGGGGGAAAAUGAAUAUUGAACAACCAACAAAUGUCACAUUUUUUGAUUUUGUUGGGGGAGUUCAACUUCUCCAGGGGAAAGACACCAGAACAGCCCUGCCUGUCAUCUUGAUAGGAAUUUGCGUGUCGGGAGCAGUUGGGAAUUUGCUCGUUUCGCUCAUUUUCAUCCGUGAUUUCAGAAAUGGAAGAGGCUCUGAAGUCAAAGCGCUCCUCGCCUCUCUGGCCUCAACAGACUUGGUGAUCUUGGUGCUGUGCGCCCCUGUGCGCGCCGUCACCUACUACAAGCAGACCUGGACGCUGGGGAGUUUUGUUUGCAGCACGGCGGACUGGUUCCAGCACACUUGUGUAGUUGCAAAAACUUUAAUCCUUGCAGCCACCACAAGAGCGAAACAUAACUUGGUUUCCAACACCGCUAAAGGACCGUUUUACAGCCCGGCGUGGAUUCACGGCGCCCUGGCGCUCAUCUGGAUAGUGUCGAUGAUGUUCCCGAUCCCGCAGAUGAUGUUCGCCUCUUUGCAGCCGUACGACCGCGACGCUGCCAUCUGUGUCUCUGUGAUGCCAGUGUGCGCGUCUAACUUCAUGAAUCUGUUCUACAAGAUCUAUCCAACUGCGACGUUUGUGCUGCCGUGCGUCUUCACGCUUGCCUACUACACCAAAUCCCUGCACACUGCGGUGAACCACGCACCCAGUCCUCGACAACAGAGCAAAGUCACCCUGGUUUUACUGUGUCUAAGUGGCGCUAAUGCCAUCAUGCUGCUGCCGGAGUGGGGUACGUUCACCUGGAUUAGGCUUGGCUACAACAAGCCCCCUGUAGGUUUGGUCAUCUUCGCGCAGGUCCUGCUUUACGCAUGCAGCUCCCUCUCGCCGGUCAUCUCCAUGACCAUGUACGACGACGUGCGCCAAGGACUCAUCACCCUGUGGUUCGUCGCAACCUGCAGGGGCUCAAAACAGAUCCCGAGCAACAACUGCCUCAAAACGGAGGGGAACGGAGCUGAGGUCGGAGCCAACGCCAUCGCCAAUGCCAACUGUCAAGACAAGGAGAAGACCUUCCCGGACGUGGAGCACUUCUGGACGGGGCGCAGGGAUACGCACGUCGAGGAGGAGCAAGAUCCAAUCCCGUGGGAAAAAGAGGAGAAAAUGUUAUAAUGAACAUGAUGUAUCACGUGAAUGUGUCUUCUCUUUUUUAUAUAGCAGAAUUCAGCUUGUUCUCAGUUGGUUCCAGUUUGUUGACCCUCAGUGCAGACCCUUGUUGAAAGGCUGUAGAGGCCUGUUUGCUGUCGUGAGCUUAAAUGAGAUAAUAUGUGAGAUUAUAUAAUAAACUUGUACAGUGUUAUGUUUUGUUGUUACUGCAAAUAUGCGUACAUUUCUAUGGAUUUUGACUCUUUGUUAUAGCGGGCCACUGCAAAAUGUAUCAUAGCACAACGCUGGAAGUGUAUGCUACAUGAUUUUGUUACAACUCGUUUAUGUAGGCCUACAUGUAAGUAUUCAGGACACUUGAGCAUCAACGGGUUUGUUGUGACUGUGUGUGAUGCAUAACAUGAAUAUUAAAACA